AUGGACGACAAGAAGAUUCCGUCUGAGAGCGCCAGCACCGCGUCGGAGAGUGGCGGGGUGCAGGCAUCAAUCUCUGAUCCCAAGUUUACGAGAAAGUUGAUUCGAAAGAUAGACUACGUGCUCAUUCCAUGGCUUGCCCUUCUCUAUUUGCUGAGCUUUCUGGACCGCACAAACAUCGGCAAUGCCCGACUGGCGGGUCUGGAGGAGGACCUAGGGAUGUCGGGUCUCGAUUAUAAUGUAUCUCCUCUUAAUGACUGCGUCGCCCUUGCCAUUUUCUUCCCAUUCUACGUCGCCGCCGAGAUCCCAUCGAACCUGAUGAUGAAGAAAUCCCGUCCUGCGCUCUGGAUCCCGAUUAUCAUGGUGGCCUGGGGUAUAUGCUGUACGCUGAUGGGGACUGUGACCAACUACCCUGGGCUCCUGGCAGCUCGCGCUGCGUUGGGUAUUGCCGAAGGUGGUCUGUUUCCUGGUGUUACCUUCUACAUCACCAUGUGGUAUAAACGUCACGAAUGCGGCUUGCGCAUGGCCAUCUUCUUUUCUGCCGCCACGGCUGCGGGUGCCUUUGGAGGCCUGCUGGCUCGCGGCAUCGUCGAGAUGGACGGCAUUGGAGGGAAAGCGGGAUGGUCGUGGAUUUUCAUCAUCGAGGGUCUGGUGACUUUUGGAAUUGCUAUCGCUGCAUUCUUCGUGAUGAACGACUAUCCGGAUACUGCCAAGUUCCUCACAGCCGAGGAAAAGCUUGUAAUCCAGAAGCGAUUAGAAGAAGAUCGCGGAUCCUUGGCGGACGAGUUCCGCAUGCAAUACUUCUGGGAUGCCGUCAAAGAUUGGAAGAUCUGGGUACACAUGUUUAUAACUAUAGGCAUCUACACUCCCCUCUAUUCCUUCUCGCUGUUCCUGCCUACGAUUGUCAAGACUCUGGGAUACACGAACGAGACCGCUCAGCUGAUGACCGUCCCGCCGUAUGUGGUUGCGUGUGUCUUCUGCAUUGGGGGCGGAUUCAUGGCAGAUCGGCAAAAGAGACGUGGAAUUUACAUGAUCUGCUUCAACAUCGUCGCAAUCAUCGGCUUUGUCAUGCUCAUUGCAUCGGACAACCUGGCAGUCAAGUAUGCGGGCACAUUCUUUGCCGCAGCCGGCAUCUAUCCAAACGUCCCACAGGGCGUCGCAUGGAACGGCAAUAACAUUGGAGGAUCCGUGAAACGCAGCGUUGGAAUUGCUAUGCACGUUGGCUUCGGCAACCUAGGCGGUGCCAUCUCCGGAUUCAUCUACCAGACCAAGGACUCGCCUAACUUCUAUCCCGGACAUGGAACGCUUAUCGCGACCCUGUCCAUGUCUACGAUUCUUUGUAUCUUCAUGCACAUCUACUUGAGACGGGAGAACGCGCGACGUGAUAGGGAGUACGCCAAGGCGCCGGAGGAUUACACUGAUGAGGAGAGAAGAUUGGAGCGCGAGAAGGGUGAUUAUGCCAGCUUUUUCCGAUAUACCAUUUGA
Molecule: messenger RNA, 1482 nt
Organism: Aspergillus terreus NIH2624
Lineage: Eukaryota; Fungi; Ascomycota; Eurotiomycetes; Eurotiales; Aspergillaceae
Exons: 6
Coding region: 1-1482 (493 amino acids)
Biological process (GO): transmembrane transport
Cellular component (GO): membrane
Molecular function (GO): transmembrane transporter activity
Source: RefSeq, a predicted model, not a curated record